AUGGCAAAUCAGGUGGUGAAUCAAAUUGAUCAAAAACGAGCACAAUGGUAUUGGAAAUCGAAUUCUGACCCAUGGUCAGUGAAUAAAAAAGAAGAAUGGACAAAAUAUUCGGAUAUCGAAUCCGAAAUCAUUGAAGAAGCAUCUAAUGAGAAAACUAAAACAAAACUGGUUGAAUUGGACAAUUACUGGAUUAACUUAAAUGACUACAUUCAAAUUAAUAAAUAUGAUAAAAGUAAACAAAGACAAAUCAAGCGAGUGCUAAUUAACAGAAAUGAGAACCAAGGUUUACGAGAAGAAAGAUUCUUUCAUCCACAAGUAUUGAACAAACCGUUCAAUGAUGAUUACGGGGCGUCGGCUCUAGGUUUUCUUGCUGAUACUGCUGGUUAUGCUCCUGGUUAUACUAGUUAUCGUCGUUAUUAUGCUGAUGAUGCUAGUGUGAAAUCUUCAUGA
Didymodactylos carnosus is the source of this 450-nucleotide messenger RNA. The record is from the annotation of a GenBank genome assembly. Lineage: Eukaryota; Metazoa; Rotifera; Eurotatoria; Philodinida; Philodinidae.